Messenger RNA from Ochotona princeps (American pika), 954 nucleotides. RefSeq names its product olfactory receptor 51H1-like. Gene Ontology annotation, molecular function: G protein-coupled receptor activity; olfactory receptor activity. The record is from RefSeq and is a predicted model, not a curated record. Gene Ontology annotation, biological process: G protein-coupled receptor signaling pathway. Bases 1 to 954 code for a protein of 317 amino acids. NCBI's taxonomy places the organism in Eukaryota, Metazoa, Chordata, Mammalia, Lagomorpha, Ochotonidae. Gene Ontology annotation, cellular component: membrane. The transcript has a single exon.
AUGGCAGAUAACCAUUCUCACUUCCAGCACCUUUAUUUUGUCUUAACUGGGAUUCCGGGUCUUGAGCAAAAGUAUUACUGGAUGGCAUUCCCACUGGGUGUGAUAUACGUGGUUGCCCUCUUUGGCAAUGGCAUCAUUAUCUCAACCAUCAAGUCAGAAUCAUCUCUGCAUAUCCCCAUGUACUACUUCCUGUGUAUGCUGGCGUUCGCAGACAUGGGACUAGCCCUGUGCACUUUGCCCUCUAUGCUGGGCAUAUUCUGGUUUAACUACAAGUUCAUCCCCUUUGAUGCCUGCCUUGUUCAAAUGUACUUCAUUCAUACCUUUUCAGCCAUUGAGUCUGGUGUGCUGGUGGCUAUGGCUAUUGAUAGGGUUGUGGCAAUCUGGAACCCCCUCAGGUAUGGCACCAUCCUAACUAACAGUGUGGUCUGCAAAACAGGGAUAGUUAUCUUGUCAAGGGCAGUUUGUGUGGUCUUUCCUGUGCCUUUCCUCAUCAAGCGGCUCCCUUUCUACCUCUCCAACAUCCUCUCCCAUUCUUUCUGCCUCCACCAAGAUGUCAUGCGCCUUGCCUGUGCCAGCACUCGGGUCAACAGUCUCUAUGGCCUCAUUGCUGUUGUUUUCACCAAGGGCUCUGAUUCCCUCUCCAUCCUUCUCUCUUAUGUGUUCAUACUCCGCACGGUGAUGGCUAUUGCCUCAGGGGAAGGUAGGUUGAAGGCACUGAACACUUGUGUUUCACACAUUUGUGCUGUACUCAUCUUUUAUGUGCCACUCAUUGGAGUGUCUGUCAUUCAUCGUUUUGGAAAACACUUGUCUCCACUGACUCACGCCCUCAUGGCCAAUGCCUACCUUCUGGUACCUCCUGUGUUGAACCCCAUAGUCUACACCAUCAAGACCAAGGAAAUUCGGAGGAAGAUCAUCCAGAUAUUUGUUCAAACCAAGGUUACAACAGAGGGGUAA